Molecule: messenger RNA, 1431 nt
Organism: Geodia barretti
Lineage: Eukaryota; Metazoa; Porifera; Demospongiae; Tetractinellida; Geodiidae
Source: the annotation of a GenBank genome assembly
AUGCCCAGCAACGAAUUGCUGUCUUCUACCAUCGCGGAGCUCGCCCCUCGCAUUCGCUCCGGCGAGGUGUCGCCCGUAGAGCUGACUGAGGCGGCACUGGCACAGGCAGAAGCGAUGCAGCCGUCCCUGAACACUUUCAUCACCCUCUUGCCCGAGCAGGCCCUAGAACAGGCCCGCGAGGAGGAGGCUGCCAUUGCACGCGGCGAAUACAAGGGGGCCCUGCAGGGCAUCCCCAUCGGCCUGAAGGACAACCUGGCGACUGCGGGCAUCCGGACAACUCUCGGCACCAAGGUGCUGCAGGAUUUUGUCCCUGACGAGGACGCGGAGGUUGCGAUUCGCUGCCGGGCAGCCGGCGCGAUUAUCCUGGGCAAGGAGAACAUGGAGGAAUUCGCCGCUGGCGCCACCUCCAACAACCCCCACUUCGGACCCGUGCGUAAUCCUUGGGGAACGGACCACAUUCCCGGCGGCUCCAGCGGAGGAGGAGGCGCCAACGUCGCUGCAGAGGUGACCUUCGCGUCCCUCGGAACCGACCUCGGCGGUUCGGUACGGCUCCCCGGCUCAUUCUGCGGAGUGGUCGGACUGAAACAGACCUUCGGACGUGUGAGCCAGCGGGGACUGCUGGUCACCAGCUUUAAUGGCGAUCACAUCGGCCCGAUGACCCGCUCAGUGGCCGACAGCGCCAUCGUGCUGCAGGCCAUAGCGGGACACGACCCGCUGGACCCAAGUUCAGUGCCGGUACCGGUGUCCGACUACUCCGCAGGACUGGCCCGCGGAGUGCGGGGACUCCGCAUGGGCGUCCCUUCCAACUACUACUUCGAGGACCUCGAACCCGAUGUGGAGGAAGCCACCCUGAGGGCAAUUGCGGCUUUGGAGGAACUGGGGGCGAUCUCGGUUCCGGUUGAACUCCCCAUGAUGAAGUACAUCGGGGCAGUGCGGAUGGCGGCAAUGUCCGACGCCAUCGUUACUCACGAGCCCUUCCUGCGGUCCAACCGAGACGACUACGGUCCGGAUGUUCUCUACCGCACCCUGGGCGGCCAGUUCGUCCUAGGCCAUCACUACUCCAAGGCCAUGAAGGCACAGCGACUAAUCCAGGAGGAUUACGCUCGCGUGCUGCAGGAUGUGGACUUCAUUGUGACUCCGACCACGCCGCUCUGUGCACCGCGCAUCGACGCCCCGUACAUUGAACACUUGGGCGAGACGCAUCGUGUCCGCGGGCCCGGGUCCGGGCUCGUUUCGCGCAACACCAGUCCGCUGAACGCCACCGGCCAUCCCGCCAUUACGGUCCCGAGUGGGCUGAACCACGCGGGAUUGCCCAUCGGCCUGCAGUUCAUAGCCGCCGGCUUCCGCGAAGACUUGCUCUUCCAGGUUGCGGCGUCUUACGAGGGCGUGUCCCCUUCCCAGGGUCGCCGCCCGCCCGUGCUUCAGGGUUAG